GGGCUAUUAGACUGCUUUCGCUGUACUGAUGACUUGAGCACCAAGGUGCGCUAUUUCCAGGCCUAUGAGAACGCACAAUGAUUUACCACCAAGAAUAUCGCCGGAGAUACGCUGUAAAUACGACGGAGAUAAGCUGAUAUGCCGGAGAUGCAAGAGUAACUAGUAUGUCCUGGGGAGAAGGCAUCUCGAAUAUAUAAAUUGGACCUCGUUGGCUAUAGAAAUCAAACUGUGCUGACCUCCCCUAUGCAUCUGAUAUCACCAUCUCCCUCAUAAGUAACAGUAACAAUAGCCUCAAUAUCAAAAUGACAACUUCAGACCACGAACUCAUCCGAAACGCUAUCGCCUACUUCCCAAUAGCGGUUGACAAGGGAAAUUACGAACUACUUUCCAAAGCAUUCACAACCGAUGCCGUCAUAAAGUACCCAGAGCCGAUAGGCACCCUCACCGGCCUCGUCGAGAUAAUCCAACGGACAAAGGCUUUUCUGACUAACAUGAAGACGCAUCAUGCUUUGACAACCCAGGCUAUUGAGCUUACAAGUGAGAACACUGCGACUGCAACGACCUACUGUAUGGCGGGACAUUUUGGCACUGGGGAUUAUGAGGGCAAGCAGUUGACGGGAUGGGCUGAUUUCAACGAUAAGUUGGUGAAAGGGGAAUUUGAUGGUGAGCAAGGAUGGAGAAUUGUGGAGCGUGUUGUGGAUUUCCAUGUUCCUCAUACUGGUGAUCGGUCUCUUUUUGGGUGGGAUGGUUAGUCAGUUUAAGAGACUGGGAAUGAUAAUCAGUUGA
Messenger RNA from Aspergillus wentii DTO 134E9, 786 nucleotides. RefSeq names its product nuclear transport factor 2 family protein. The transcript has 2 exons. The record is from RefSeq and is a predicted model, not a curated record. Lineage: Eukaryota; Fungi; Ascomycota; Eurotiomycetes; Eurotiales; Aspergillaceae. Bases 303 to 752 code for a protein of 149 amino acids.